Molecule: messenger RNA, 7103 nt
Organism: Pogona vitticeps (central bearded dragon)
Lineage: Eukaryota; Metazoa; Chordata; Lepidosauria; Squamata; Agamidae
Source: RefSeq, a predicted model, not a curated record
GGGCGCGGGGCCGAUUUCACCCCCGUGGCUUUGCUUCGUCUAGUUGCGGUGGAGCCGGUUGUGGGCAGAAGAAGAUCCGGUACCGGCGGGAUGCACGAUGAAGCUCCUUAAAGGUCUAGAUUUUGUGGCACAGACCAGCACUCCUGAAGAAACUCUGGCUUUGCUGUCAGAGCUGAAGGAAUAUCUCAUCUGUGGGACACAAAAUGCUGAUAGUGCAAGCCAAGCCUCCAAACGGAGCACAGUAUGUGAUCGGAUCCUGCGAGCUUGCAUCCAGAGAUUUGGGGCAGGUUUGGACUGCCCUGUUCACUGCAGAAACCUCCAGGCCUUAGCUGAGAUGGCUUAUCAUGGCUACGUUGCUGCAAGGUCGCAGUAUGUUCCCCUCUACUUGGAGAGAUUGCUUUACCAUGUGCUGAGGGGUGUCGCUGCUUGGGGCCCAUCCGAUGGCUGCCUCAAAUUUGCCACUCUCCUGUAUGCUGAAUUAUCAAAGUAUCAGCCGCCUCAGGUUCCAGCUGAUGACUACAUAUCUAUUGUCAAAAGUGCCUUUAGCUUGCUCUGGAAGAGUGCGGAUGUUGUGGCCAAGACGGACAAGACUCCUGCAGAGUUCAGGGCUAUGCUGUCCACCUAUUUGCGAGCAGUCCGUUUUUUGGUCCUUCUGGAGCACAACACCUUUGUCCCCUUUUCCCAGGAGCCUCCGUUCUUUACCUCCACGGUCGCUCGGCAUGCUUCGGCCACCGCUGUUCUGUUUGAGGGCCAGCGAAGCCCACUGAGCAAGGAAGAGGCCUGUUUCCUCAGCGACCAGUUCUCCCACCAUCUUGUUGCAGCCCUGCUGGAAAGAACAGAUGAGGAAGAGGCUCUGGCCUUCCAGGAUUGCCUUUGUGUCUUUGAGCUCACCCUCAUUAGGUCCCGUUACCUUUGCAAAAGUGGCUGCUUCAGAGAGAGCAAGGAAAUACUGCAGCAAUGCAGUGGCUACUUGAGAAAAUCCAUUGACCUGAAGCAUUGCUUUAGUAGCCCCUUAGAGGUUCUCUCAGCUGGAGUUGGAGUGAACCAGGUAUUGAUGCUCAGCGAGGGUUUGGUAGACCUUUUCUUUAUCAAGGCCGCUGAGGCUUUAAAGACUUCGUCAGAUGCGGAAGAGCCCUUGCUUAGACUGCUGGCUGAAAGCUGCCAAAUGCUUAUAACCCCCUUGUAUGGACAUGUGAGAAAAAGUCAAUGGAGGCCCUUCAAUUCACAAGAGACUCUGGGGAUCUGUGUCUUUAUGGAAAAUUACUUCAGGUUGCUCAAAAAACUUACAGGCAUGGUUUCAUCAGACAAUGUGAAACAGAAACAAGCUCUGAAGAAACUGAUGUAUAAUUAUUUCCAAUUGUUCACAACAAUAGUAUACGAUUCUCUUCAGACUCUACAGAGACCCGAGUGUCCUGGGUUGCCACAGCUGUUGGUGUCUCUUCAAACAACCGUUACCUUGAUGCUGGAUAUGCUAGAAGAUCUUAAUGAGAAGGAGGAGGCUGAACACCUGGAUCUCUCAGCCUACUGUGUGUCCCGGCUAGCAUAUAGCUUCUACUCUCAUAAGAUGUAUACGGAAUCUAACUCCAUAGCAGAGCUCUUCUGCAGAUGGUUGGCCAAAGAAGAGCUUUCCAAAUGUCCAGGCAUACUUACGGAAAAGUUACAGAAUUGUUUUAAGCUGCAAGUGGAAAACUACAGGAAGUUAAGCUUGUUAGAGGAAGCUUUGCAGGCGGUUGUUUUCUGGCUGGCCUCUUGUCAUGGCAAGAUCACAGAACUGAUGGCAGAGCCAAUAUCCUACUGGGUGAAAGUCAAGAUGGAUGCCAGCAAAAAUGGGGCACAAGAUCUGAGGCUGAAGACUUUGAAGGAAGGCCUAGAAGGCUAUAGCAUAGAUGCUGAGAUCCUCAUGAAGGUGCUCUUGGAAGAACUGAAGGCCUAUAAGACUGUCCGGGGAGACACUGGCCAAGAACGCUUCAAUGUGAUUUGUGACCUGCUUGAUCUCUGUCCGGAAGGCAGCGCUUGGUUCCAUCAGCGAGCUGUGAUCCUAGUGGAACUGGCCCAAGUGCUGUGUUAUCAUGACUACAGUGAGCAUACAGAAUGUUCUGCUCUGGACUCGGUGCGUGAAGCCCUGCGGCUGUUGGAUGCUGUCCCAAAGACUCCCCAGAAUGAAGCAGAGCUCCAAGACGACAAGGCCCAAGCUUUGCUCUGGCUUUAUAUCUGCACAAUUGAGGACAAAAUGUGUGAGAGCAUCAAGCAAGAACAGAGGACCAGAAAUGCUCAGGGACAAAAAGAUGCAAGAGAUCUUGAAAGCUUUGAGACCAAUGAUCUUGGAUAUGAAAACAAGACCCACGAUGACAAGUUCCUGUACCUUGGCAUUGCCUUUAACCUCUCUGCAGAUUCUGCGCAGUCCAAGUGUUUGGAUGAUGCCCUUAGCUUGUGGAAGGAUCUCCUGUCCAAGGGUAGGAUCCCAGCUGUGCGUAGCAUUGAACAGACAACAGCAUCUCUGCACAUCAUGGCUGCUUUGUACAGGAUGAUGGGAAAGCCACUGCAAGCCAUGGAGAGCUAUUUCCUCAUCACAAAUCUUUCUGGAGCCCUCAAAGACUCAGUUGGGAAGACCAAUGCCUUGUGCCAAAUUGUCAAGUUACUUCUCCAGCUGGAAUGUCCUAGUUAUGCAGAGGCCACCUUAAAGGAGGCUGAAUCCUGCCUGCAAGACGUGGACAGAAAUCACGACUCCUGCCUGCUGACGAAUCUAACGCUGGCGGUGCUCCGUAGCAAGCUGUGUUUAGCAAACAACAAGAUGGAAGAAGGUCUCCUCCUCCUUGUAGAAACUCUACAAAACCCAGCUUUGCAGAAGUCCUCCAAGGUCUGGUAUCUGCUCCGAGCCAGCUCUCUUCAAUUAACAGCUACAUAUCUUGGCCUACCUCCUUCUGUGCUCCCAUUGGUACUCAGGCAAAAACUCUAUGCUCAAGGAUGGAAAACUCCAGAAAUGGCUCUGAGUGAUGCUCACAGACUCUACCGCAGCAUCCUUUUGAACUUCUCACUGAUCAGUAGUAGUGACACGUCCACAAAAGAUGUUCCAGAACAUCAGUUUGUAGAUCAUGGUGACAACAUUGUGCAGAAGUGGCAAGUGCUGGCUGACAUGUUUGUAUGUUCUGAGAGCUUUGUCACCCUCCUUGGCAAGAUGGAGAUUGUAAGCGAAGCAAAAGCCUUCUGCUUGGAAGCACUUAAAAUCUCCAUGAAGCUGCAGUCAAUUCGAUGGUGUGCUCGCUUUCUAGUUUUGAAGAGCAGACUGGAACUGCAGCGCAGUGACCUCGAGCUUUGUCGUUCAGACCUUGAGCAGGUCCUGUUUCUUCUUGAAUCAAGCACAGUGUUUGAAACAAAGGAAGAAAAAAGCAAUGCGAAGAUCAAGCCAAAGAAAGGCCGAUCCACAGGCAGGAAGAAUCCCGAAAGCCACUCUGUGGAGCCUUCAGAGGAAGAGGCGCCUUUCUUGAGAGAAGUCCCGCUUGAGUUCAUUGACACAGUCUCCGUGCAGAAGGAGAACCCUUUGACCACCUCGCCAGCGCUGAAGCCAAAGUUGAAGAAAACCCUCAGUAUCCUGAGCCACCCGGAAACAUGUCCUUGUUCUCUCUGCUCUGACGUGGUUCUCUCCGCCGUCUGCCUGUGCUGGCUGGUGACCUCUGCGGAAAGGGAACUGGCCUUUGGGAACAAGGCCGAAGGGUUGGGCCUCCUUGAGACCGGCCUGCAACGGUGUACGAGAGUGGCUCUGCGCGUCUCCAACAUGGUGGCAGGCAUCUCUCAAGGCAAAAGCAAGAGAAGUGGGGCCCGGCAUCAGCCCACCGUUGGGUUUCUUGACCCUCUGGUAGCCCAUAUUUAUGUGACUUUGGCAAAACAAAGCCUGAGCGUCAAUAGGUUGGAAAAGAAGCUCUGGAAGCUCCUGGAGAGCGGCUUAAGCUUCACGUCCUCCAAGGGGUCUCGGCUGCCCGGACUGGAAUAUCAACGAGCCCAGAUGUUGCUUGCCAAAGCUGUAGCUGCCAUCUCUGUCUUAGCCUCCCGUCACGAUGGCCACGCAGAAAGAAUAUUUUCCCCUGCCUGGUCCUGGAAGUCUCCUUUGUUUCUCCAGGGAGAGGAAGAAACUAAACCAGCAGCCACCACAACUGAGGCAACUUUAGAUGGAUUUCUUCCUCAGGCUCCAAAACGCAGAACGCGGAGGCUGCCGGGAGAGGCCCCUAAAGCAAAGCCGAAGAGAACCCAAGGAACCAAACCCCUGCCGGUCCUCCGACCCCACGAUGCGUUUGCCCUGGCUGACUCCGACUCGGAGGCUCCUCCGAUCAUCCUUCGCCCCCCUGUGGAACACUGUACCCCAGCCCAGAAAUCCUUACCAUCCUACAAGAUGAGCGGCUCUUCAGCCGCCAAGCAGAGCCGUGCCCGCCGGGCUCCGUUUGUAGUUUUUGAGGACGCUUCUCCCAAGCCGAACAAGGAGCUUCCGAAGGCCCCCAAAGUGACGAGGAGAAUGAAGUCUCGCAUCAAGGCCCUCUUCAGUAAUGACAGUGACAGUGAAGACCCUCCAGAGGCCAAACCAGUGCCACAGCUCCCUGCUGCCAAGGAGCCCACGAUCAUCCCUCGCAGGACGGGGCAGAGGAUGGCAUCUGGCCAAAAGCUAUCUAAGGGAAGCCUUGCUAAAGUGGAAGGAUGUGGUGGUAGCUCCUCAGAGGACUGCUCUCAGGUGGGGAAGGCAAAGCCCCGUCCUGGAAGGCCCUGCACCAGGAGAGCUGGUCGACGAGGAAGGAAACCAGAAGGAAUCCAAGAAGGGCCUUAUGAGGAGACAAUGGGCAAAGUUCAGGAUGAACAGGGACGAGGAGGAGAAGAAGAAGAAGAAAAGGAGCUGCUGAGGACCAUUGAAGAGGGGCUUGAGGCCAGUUUUGAAAUCUUCCGGGGUUCUGAUGAAGAUAUUAAAGAGUGUGAAAGGCAGGCAAAUACAGAAGAUGACCAAGAGGUUCUCCGGCGAGAUGCCAGCGGUGAUUGUCCCGUGGAGGUUUUCCAGGCUGCAGACAACAGGCCCUCAGAGGACCCUUUCGACCUGUCUUCCCUGGCCUCUUCCUUGGAUACACCUGCCACUAUUGCAGACUUGCUGUCCACCAACUCAAUCUAUGACACGUUGCAAGCCGCCUUCCACUUAGUCAGCCAUUACCCUUCGGGAACCCUCUACAGCCGUCUCUGCCAGCUCAUGGCCCUGUGUAUUGGGAGCCGGGACCCAACAGCUACAGCCUACCUGGUUUCUGAGUCAGUGGCUGUCACUCUUCGUCAUCAGAUAAUGACUGUCAUUCACAGGAAACUCAACAAAAUGAGAAAGGCAUCUGUGGUCAGUGCCUGCAGACAGUUGGAAGCUCUUAGCCUGCAAGAAGGAAAAGCGGAUUCUCGGGCGCAGCACCUCUCAGAGCUCCAGAGCCUCUUUGAAUUCAGCUACCCUACUUCAACCGAGCUGGGGACAGAGACCUUCAAGAAGCAGCUACGACAAAUCCCCCAUGGAGUGACAGUGUGCAUACUGACCCUGGUGAGCAUCCAGCCAGACACUGUUGGGGAUCUCCUCCUGCUGACCCGCCUGGAAAAGGAUGCCACCCCUGUGACAAUCCAGAUACAGAGUGUCCAUUCCAAGAUUCCCUUAAGCGCAGCGCUCGGCGAGUUUGAUGCUAUCUUGCAGAAGCAAAAAGAGAUCUCUAACUGCACGGAGAAGGAGGAGUGGUGGAAUGGGCGGAUUGCUCUGGAUAACAGAAUGAAGGCUUUGAUUGAGUCGCUGGAGAGAGACGUGCUCGGUUGCUGGAGGGGUGCCCUGCUCCCAGCCGGCGAGGAUCCGAGUCUGGCAGAGGAAGCCCUCUGCUUGCAGACACGUCUUGAGGAGUGUGGCUGUCAGGAAGUGGAUCUGGCACUACUCAAGGUCAUGCUGACUGGGUCACAUCUCCUGACCCCAGAAGAUGUGCAGUGUUUGGUACUGGGGCUGAACUCCUCAGAACCUGAGAAAGCCCAAAAACUUCUGCAGGAGGCAGUGGACAAAGUGGGAGAACGUUCUGCUCCGGCAUCUAGCGGCCAUGUGGUUCUCGUGCUGGACAAACAUUUGCAGAAGCUUCCCUGGGAAAACAUUCCAUGCUUGCGAGGCCAGUCCGUGACCCGGUUGCCAUCUUUGCGCUUCCUGCUUAGCUACUCACUUGCCAAAAAGUAUCAGGAAGAGACUGUUCUCCACCAGGGUGUCAACAGCAGCAACACCUUCUACGUUUUAAAUCCACACACAAACCUCCCUGGAACAGAGAAGAUUUUCAGAGAUUGGUUUCAGAGUGAGCCUGGAUGGUCAGGAGUUGUGGGAGAGGUUCCUGGUGCAGACCAAGUCCCGCUGGCCCUGGAAGAACGCGAUCUCUACAUCUAUGCUGGGCAUGGGGCAGGUGCACGCUUCGUGGACUCCAUCCUGAAGGUGGACUGCAGGGCUGUGGCUCUUCUCUUCGGCUGCAGCAGUGCUGCCCUGGCCGUGCAAGGCAAUCUGGAAGGAAAUGGGGCUAUCCUCAAGUUUCUCAUGGCAGGGUGUCCCCUGGUGCUGGGUAACCUCUGGGAUGUAACUGACCGAGACAUUGAUCGUUACAUGGAGGCGCUCCUGAAGAACUGGCUCAAGGCAGGAUCAGGAGCCCCUCUGCUCCAGUAUGUCAUACAGUCCCGUCAAGCCCCCAGACUCAAAUACAUGAUAGGUGCUGCUCCCAUAGCCUAUGGCCUACCAGUAUUUCUGCGGUAGAAAACAAGAGACUAUCUAGUGUACGGAAACAGGGAUUUGGAAGGACUCUGAUGAAUUUUGAUUCAGGCCUGUACUGCCUAAAUGCAAACUAACCUCAGGGAAUAGAGGAUUAAAUAUUAGCCCAAAGUAGGUUGGUUUGUUCACCUCUUGCCUUGCCUUUGGUAGAAGGCCUGUUACUGCUUUUACAGGGGAUGCUCCUGCCUAAGCUGCUGUUCUGUGGGAAAUGUUCACAUUUGCACAAUGUACAUAUUUUGAAUUUUCAGAGAUUAUUAUAAAUUAUUCUUAAAUCUAUACGUAUUUUAAUGUUUCAAAAAUCUGAAUAAAGCUUCAAGCAGUG